Molecule: messenger RNA, 8456 nt
Organism: Fopius arisanus
Lineage: Eukaryota; Metazoa; Arthropoda; Insecta; Hymenoptera; Braconidae
Gene: para
Product: paralytic
Exons: 33
Coding region: 1451-7699 (2082 amino acids)
Biological process (GO): membrane depolarization during action potential; neuronal action potential; sodium ion transmembrane transport
Cellular component (GO): voltage-gated sodium channel complex; plasma membrane
Molecular function (GO): voltage-gated sodium channel activity; calcium ion binding
Source: RefSeq, a predicted model, not a curated record
UCGACUUGGACACCAACCCUCAAGACUGCCUCCGUAUUAAAAAUAAAAUCACCAAAAAAAGAAAGCCCAGGAACAGAACAAACUAAAACGAUAAAUUUAAAAUCAAGAAAUUAAAGAAAUAAUUCAAAAUUAAAUGAAAAUAAAAUAGAUAAAUCACAAAACGGAAGUGCAGGUGUCGUGGUACGAUUGAAGAAUAAAGAUAUCACUGAUGAGUGAUAGUUGAUGAUAAUGGGAUUAACGGGGGGCCAAUUAAAUCGGCGAUAAUAAAAUAUCGAGUGAAAUUUGAAAUUAUCCCCUCCAGGAGGAUCAACUCCCCUUCCACCUUUGGAGCAAGUGUCUGGGCAUCGACGAUUCAGUGAAUUUAAAGAAUCCAGUGACAAAUGGAGACUAUCAUAACCAAUGAUCAAGUAAAAUGAUAACCCAGAGUAAAUUCUAUGCUCUAUUUAUCCACUACACAUUCGUGUAGUAUGAUUGGGGGCGGGUCCUUGUGGCUGCGGUGAAGGUGCUUUAUACUGGAUUUCUAAAUGGAUUUAGGGGUGACAAGGGGUGAUAGGGGGUGGAGUACAGAAUAAGUUGAGUGUUGAGUUGCUCAGUGAGGAUCAACUGUGUUUUUUUUUUUUUCAGAUUAAAAAAUGCAUUAGGGGAUGACAAAAGUGUUUGAAUCGUGUGAAUAAUGAAUAGUUCGUUAAAGGCCACGGGAUUAUGACUUCACCCGCCCCAUCAGUGCCUAUUCCUGUGUUAUUACCAUUUUUCUAAUUUUAUUUUACUGGUGUUACCUCGGGAUUAUGGGACUUGUGAUUAUCUGAGGAUUGACGGAUCGUAUUGACAGAGGUGUAGCUUCGAGGAAAACGGCUAUGAUAAUCAAGAUAGAGGAUUGAGAAUACUCAUCGCUUCAUGUAUACAUGAAAUUGGAAUUAACGAGAAAAUGUUCACCGGGGGGACAAGAAUGUCCCCCGGGGUAUUACAUGCAAAUGCCCUUUCUUAAUAAUUCGUGUCCCAGGCCGGACAUGAAAAAUCUUGGUACACGUUGGACUGGUACCAACAUACCACGCACUGCCGCAGCGCGUACAUUACUGAUCGUCGCUAUUUCACCAACCAAGAAUUACGGGUGUUACAAAUAUAAUCUUAAAUCAACAAUUAUAAAUGAUAAAAGAACAGAGGUGAAAAGACGGUGUGGUACGAGCGGCAAACACACACGUGACAAAGUAACGUGGACAAAAUUGGUGAUAAAGCCGCACUUAUCCGUCCGAUCCUACAGCAAUUAUUUGUACACACAGGCCCAUUCAAAAUUCAAGUAUCACAUUGACAGUGAUAUACGGUUAUAUCGAUUGAUAUCUACCAGCAAUCAUCAGCUAUUUUAUUGUAAAUCAUCUGGAAAACACAGACGUCAUUUCAGGAAGUGUUAGCACCUACCGCAAGGAAGGUGUGUUGAUUGCGCGCAGCGUAGACAAUGUCCGACGAUUAUUCCUCCUUAUCAGAAGAACGAAGUUUGUUCCGUCCGUUCACGCGGGAAUCCCUGGCUGCUAUCGAGACUCGCAUUGCUGAAGAACUUGCCAAGCAGAAGGAACUCGAAGCUAAAAGAGCACAAGGCGAGGGUGGUUAUGGACGGAAGAAAAAGAAAAAAGAAACCCGUUACGACGACGAAGAUGAGGAUGAGGGUCCACAGCCAGAUCCGAUGUUUGAACAAGGGGCGCCAAUUCCAGUCCGACUGCACAACGAAUUUCCCCCUGAGCUGGCCUCCACGCCCCUUGAAGACAUCGAUACAUUUUACCACAAUCAAAGGACGUUCGUGGUCAUCAGCAAAGGGAAGGACAUAUUCAGAUUCUCGGCGACGGAUGCGUUAUGGUUCCUCGAUCCAUUCAAUCCAAUACGACGGGUGGCCAUUUAUAUUCUGGUUCACCCGCUCUUUUCCCUAUUCAUCAUCACCACUAUUUUGGUUAACUGCAUACUCAUGAUUAUGCCCACAACGCCCACCAUCGAGUCAACUGAAGUGUUAUUUACGGGCAUCUACACAUUUGAGUCCGCCGUUAAGGUGAUGGCGAGGGGUUUCAUUCUGCAGCCUUUUACCUAUCUUAGAGAUGCAUGGAAUUGGCUCGACUUCGUAGUUAUAGCUUUAGCUUAUGUGACGAUGGGCAUAGAUCUAGGCAACCUUGCCGCUCUCAGGACAUUUCGAGUCCUCCGAGCCUUGAAGACUGUCGCUAUUGUACCAGGUCUGAAAACCAUUGUCGGCGCUGUGAUAGAGUCUGUUAAAAAUCUGCGCGAUGUGAUAAUCCUUACAAUGUUCUCCCUGUCCGUCUUUGCGUUGAUGGGCCUUCAGAUUUACAUGGGGGUAUUGACGCAAAAGUGUAUAAAGAAUUUUCCGGAGGACGGAUCGUGGGGCAAUCUUACUGGUGAGAAUUGGGAGAGAUUCAACAAGAAUUCGACAAAUUGGUACGUCGAUGACAACGGAAAUAUGCCAUUAUGUGGGAAUUCAUCUGGUGCUGGAAUGUGUGCGCCCGGUUACGUGUGUCUGCAAGGCUACGGUGGCAAUCCAAACUACGGCUACACGAGCUUCGACACAUUCGGCUGGGCCCUGCUGUCCGCCUUUCGUCUGAUGACACAAGAUUACUGGGAGAAUCUCUACCAACUCGUAUUAAGAUCAGCUGGACCAUGGCACAUGCUGUUCUUCAUUGUUAUAAUUUUCCUCGGUUCAUUCUACCUCGUCAACUUAAUUCUCGCUAUUGUCGCCAUGUCGUACGACGAGUUGCAGAAGAAGGCAGAAGAGGAGGAAGCAGCUGAGGAGGAAGCCAUAAGAGAAGCCGAGGAGGCAGCACUUGCUCGAGAGAAUAAAAUCGCGGCGCAGGCUGCCGCAAGGGAAGCUGCUGCUGCACAAGCAGCUGCUGAUGCCAUUGUCAAGUCACCGUCUGACUUCUCGUGUCACAGUUAUGAGCUGUUUGUUGGCCAGGAGAAAGGCAACGACGACAACAACAAGGAGAGAAUGAGCAUUCGAUCUGUUGAAUCCAUCAGCGAGUAUCGUGUUAGGCCCAUCAACAACAACCACAGCGCCGCAGCCAAAGUUCGUAAAGUCAGCGCUGUCUCUCGCGCCCCUAACGGCCAGUUAACUUGUGCCUACCGGGAAAAUCUGAGGAAGGCAAGCCUUAGCCUGCCAGGCUCACCAUUCAAUCCACGAAGGGGCAGUCGUGGUAGUCAUCAAUUCACACUUCGCAAUGGACGGGGUAGAUUCGUUGGUUCGUCCGGUGGUGAUAGAAGACCACUAGUACUAUCUACUUAUCUUGAUGCCCAGGAGCACUUGCCUUAUGCUGACGAUUCAAAUGCUGUUACACCAAUGUCAGAGGAGAAUGGAACGAUUGUUAUACCCGUUCAUUAUCCAAGUCUUGGUUCCCGUCAUUCGUCCUACACGUCGCAUGCCUCAAGAUUAUCAUAUACGUCCCAUGGCGAUCUGUUGAGCGGUAUCGCCAAUGCUGGUAAACAAAUGACCAAGGAGAGCAGACUACGAAGUAGAUCUAGACAGGCCAAUGGUCAAACACCUGAGCCCAUGCAGAAUCAGAAAUUGCAGCAUCAUCACGAUAUCGAUAUGGAAGAUCCAUUGGGUAAGAACAAACAGCAAGACAACCCAUUUAUCGAGUCUUCACAGCCACACGCCGUUGUCGACAUGAAAGAUGUUAUGGUCUUGAAUGAUAUUAUUGAACAAGCCGCUGGGCGGCAGAGCAGAGCAUCUGAUCAAGGAGUUUCAACUUAUUACUUUCCGACAGACGACGACGAAGAAGGUCCAACAAUGAAGGAGAAAUUGAUAUCAGGAUUUUUACAAGGGAUCGAUAUGUUUUGUGACUGGAAAUGCUGUGGUCCGUGGAUAAAAUUUCAGGAUUUCGUCGCUAUGAUAGUCUUCGAUCCAUUCGUAGAAUUAUUUAUAACACUCUGCAUCGUAGUUAAUACACUGUUCAUGGCACUCGAUCAUCACAACAUGGAUCCGGAGAUGGACAGAAUUCUAAAAUCGGGAAAUUACUUUUUUACUGCAACAUUUGGAAUCGAGGCAGCCAUGAAACUGAUAGCCAUGAGUCCAAAAUUUUAUUUCCAAGAGGGAUGGAACAUCUUCGAUUUUAUCAUCGUUGCCCUCUCCCUCCUGGAGUUGGGCCUCGAGGGAGUUCAAGGACUAUCCGUGCUGCGUUCAUUCAGAUUGUUGCGAGUGUUCAAAUUAGCUAAAUCAUGGCCAACGCUUAAUCUGCUGAUAUCAAUAAUGGGAAGAACAGUUGGUGCAUUGGGAAAUCUAACAUUCGUACUGUGCAUCAUUAUAUUCAUAUUCGCUGUCAUGGGUAUGCAGCUGUUCGGUAAAAAUUACACGGACAAUGUACAUCUGUUUCCGGAUGGUGAUCUGCCUAGAUGGAAUUUCACCGAUUUUAUGCACUCGUUUAUGAUCGUAUUCCGUGUGCUGUGCGGUGAGUGGAUCGAGUCAAUGUGGGAUUGUAUGCUGGUUGGUGAUGUCUCCUGUAUUCCAUUCUUUCUGGCAACAGUUGUCAUCGGAAAUUUGGUCGUCCUCAAUCUCUUCUUGGCGUUGCUCUUGAGCAACUUCGGUUCAUCGAAUCUGUCAGCACCAACGGCUGACAAUGACACGAAUAAAAUAACCGAGGCAAUUGACAGGAUAGCACGUUUUAUAGCAUGGGUCAAACGUAACGUACGGAAUGUCUUGAAAAUGAUGCGAGCCAAACUCACCAAUCAGAUAUCAGAUCAGGCGCCAGUUGUCCUAUAUUAUUUUUCUACCAUGAAAUAUGGUGACCCGGAUGGGUUAGAGAUCAUGUGUAAAUGCGCAGAUGGAAUUGAUCGGGACGGCAGUCGAGAUCUGGCUGACGGCGAGCUCGAUGGAUACAGAGAUAAGAAAAGUGCUAAAGAGUUUAAUAAUCAGUUGGAAGUUGCCAUUGGAGAUGGAAUGGAGUUUACAAUCCACGGAGAUCUGAGAAAUAAAUUGAAGAGGGACAGAUUGAGCAUUAAUAACACGAAAGCCAUCGUUAACUCGAUUAAUCAUCGGGAUUAUCGACUCGAUCAUGACUACAUCACUCAUCACGAUGAGGAUACAAUCAGCAAUAAAUCGUACGGCAGCCACGAGAAUCGGUUCAACAGUGAGAGAAGUCACAAGGGGAGUAUCGAUUCUCUCGAUGGAGAGGAGAAAAAAGACGCCAGCAAGGAAGACCUCGAAGGAGAUGAUCUGGAAGAUGAUGGAGAAAAUGGCGAGGACGAGGAACUGGAGGAAGAGGGGGACAUUGUCAUUCAAGCUGACGAGGAUAUUAUCGAGGGCGAUGGAGAUUAUCCCCACGACUGCUGUCCUGACCACUGCUACAAGAGAUUUCCGUUUCUCGCUGGUGACGACGAUGCACCCUUCUGGCAGGGCUGGGCUAAUCUUCGUCUCAAGACAUUUCAGCUCAUUGAGAACAAGUACUUCGAGACUGCUGUUAUCACCAUGAUUUUACUGAGCAGUAUGGCGCUGGCACUCGAGGAUGUUCACCUCCAGCAGAGACCAAUUCUCCAAGACAUUCUGUACUACAUGGACCGUAUAUUCACUGUCAUAUUCUUCCUGGAGAUGUUGAUAAAGUGGCUGGCACUCGGUUUCGCCAAGUACUUCACCAACGCCUGGUGCUGGCUCGAUUUUAUCAUCGUAAUGCUAUCGCUGAUCAACUUGGGGGCGAUCUGGGCAGGUGCUGCUGACAUCCCGGCGUUCCGUUCAAUGCGAACAUUGAGGGCAUUGAGGCCCUUGCGAGCUGUCUCCCGAUGGGAGGGCAUGAGAGUGGUGGUGAAUGCUCUGGUCCAGGCAAUCCCGUCCAUCUUCAAUGUACUACUGGUAUGCCUGAUUUUCUGGCUGAUCUUCGCGAUCAUGGGAGUCCAGCUGUUCGCUGGAAAGUACUACAAGUGCGUCGAUAUGAACAAGACAACUCUCAGUCAUGAAAUCAUUCCUGACCGGAAUGCAUGCAUCGCUGAGAACUACACGUGGGAAAAUUCACCGAUGAAUUUCGAUCAUGUUGGAAAGGCUUACCUGUGUCUCUUUCAAGUCGCCACCUUCAAGGGAUGGAUCCAGAUAAUGAACGAUGCAAUUGACUCCAGAGACCUUGGAAAACAACCGAUUCGCGAGACAAACAUUUACAUGUACCUCUACUUUGUAUUCUUCAUUAUAUUCGGAUCAUUUUUCACUCUCAAUCUGUUUAUCGGAGUUAUCAUCGACAAUUUCAAUGAGCAAAAGAAGAAAGCCGGUGGCUCACUCGAGAUGUUCAUGACUGAGGAUCAGAAGAAAUACUACAAUGCUAUGAAAAAAAUGGGGAGUAAGAAGCCUCUGAAGGCCAUCCCACGUCCAAGGUGGAGGCCCCAAGCAAUCGUCUUUGAAAUAGUGACGGACAAAAAGUUCGAUAUGAUAAUCAUGUUGUUCAUCGGUCUCAACAUGCUGACAAUGACACUAGAUCAUUACCAACAGACAGACACAUUCAGCAAUGUUCUGGAUUACUUGAACAUGAUAUUCAUUGUGAUAUUCACCAGCGAGUGCUUGAUGAAGAUAUUUGCCCUGCGCUACCACUACUUCAAGGAGCCCUGGAAUCUCUUUGAUUUUGUUGUUGUUAUAUUGUCAAUAUUAGGAUUGGUGCUGAGUGACAUUAUUGAAAAGUACUUUGUAUCACCGACACUGCUGCGAGUGGUGAGAGUGGCCAAAGUGGGUCGUGUGUUGCGUCUUGUUAAGGGUGCAAAGGGCAUAAGAACACUUCUAUUUGCCCUCGCCAUGUCUCUGCCAGCUCUAUUCAACAUUUGCCUCCUGCUUUUCCUCGUUAUGUUUAUAUUCGCCAUAUUUGGCAUGUCAUUCUUCAUGCACGUUAAAGAUAAAAGUGGUCUCGAUGACGUUUACAAUUUUAAAACUUUUGGACAGUCGAUGAUACUCCUGUUCCAAAUGUCAACAUCAGCCGGUUGGGACGGCGUGCUCGAUGGUAUAAUAAACGAAGAGGACUGCCUCCAGCCGAACAAUGAAAUCGGCUAUCCCGGCAAUUGUGGCUCCUCAACUAUUGGAAUUGCAUACCUGCUAUCGUAUCUCGUCAUCAGCUUCCUAAUCGUCAUCAACAUGUAUAUCGCAGUGAUAUUAGAGAAUUAUUCACAAGCGACCGAAGAUGUGCAGGAGGGAUUGACCGAUGAUGACUACGAUAUGUACUAUGAAAUAUGGCAGCAAUUCGAUCCAGAUGGUACACAAUACAUUAGAUACGACCAGCUCUCCGAUUUCUUGGAUGUACUUGAGCCACCCUUGCAAAUACACAAGCCGAACAAGUACAAGAUCGUGUCGAUGGAUAUCCCCAUAUGUAAGGGUGAUCUUAUGUUUUGCGUGGAUAUCCUCGAUGCCCUCACUAAAGACUUUUUCGCAAGAAAGGGUAAUCCAAUUGAGGAAACUGGAGAGUUGGCCGAGGUACAGACGAGACCUGGUGAAGUUGGUUAUGAGCCAGUAUCAUCGACACUUUGGCGUCAGCGCGAGGAGUACUGUGCGCGUCUCAUUCAAAAUGCCUGGCGUAAGCACAAGCAGAAUCGUCUUGGUGGUCCUAGCGAGGAGAGCGAUGAUCCUGACACCGAUCCAAGGGUCAGGCAAACAGCUGUACUCGUCGAGAGUGACGGUUUUAUAACUAAAAAUGGACACCGAGUUGUCAUACACAGCCGUUCACCAAGUGUUACAUCGCGCACCGCGGACGUCUGAUCUCAGCUCGAAACUCCAACGACGAAUCAUUUUAAAAGGUAAACUUCAUUAAACUAUGGAGUUAUCGAUAAUUCAUCACUUGGAACUGCAGCCGUUUAUUAAAGAGAAUAAUAAUUAAUUAUAAUGAAUUACAAAAUGAGAUAAUACCAGAUGCCACCCAGUCCUCUUUAACCACCCACCCCCAACGGAUUUAUCACCGCGCUCUUCUCUCAUUCGCCACCAUGACUUUGCUAAAAAAAUCCUUCAAGACAAAUGAAUAUAUCGUGUGCUAUUUAACUAAUCAACAGCCUUAUAGUUUUGUAAAACGAUAUUUGAGAAUGAUACAGACGAGAAUGAAGAAUAACAUCGUUAAUCAUAAAUUCCUCCAACGAGUUGCCUUUUUCAAAUCGGACUGCACCAUUUUAAUAUUAAUGAACUAACUAAACAACAUUUAAUGAUAAUGAUGAAACGUCGUUGGGAUAGUUUCGAUCGAAAUUAUGAUGAUUAAAUAACCAAAGACUCUAUUGAGAUUCGUCCAUUUAAUUAUUUCAUUGAUAAAUCAAUAAAAUUAAUGAGAAUAAAUCGAGCACGCCUCGACGCCGGCCCGCGGUUUGUCCACUGAUAUUAAUAAUUUAAUGACUCUCAAUGAUUAUCCCACCCCCUUCCCAUCCUCGCUUGCUUAAAACGCUCUUAACACCCUUACGAUUCCCAAUCCCAUUUUUAUCUAAGUCAAAAAAAAAUGGAAAACAUUCGAUAAUUAAUUAUCUCGGUGAUAAAA